Molecule: messenger RNA, 507 nt
Organism: Colletotrichum fioriniae
Lineage: Eukaryota; Fungi; Ascomycota; Sordariomycetes; Glomerellales; Glomerellaceae
Source: RefSeq, a predicted model, not a curated record
AUGUCAUUCCUUGACAUGAUGGGUCUAAGGGCAUUAUACUGGUCGAUCCGAAAGCGUGUCUGGGCUGUCACCCUGUCACAGUUGCUCACCUUCAUCUGCACAUUUCUCACAACUCUAGCUUCGGUUAUGUUCACCGUAGACCCAAUACCUAGCUCUACGAGUGUCCAGCUGCGACAGACAACAUGGUUCGGAUCACGUCAAAUGACGUUGAACAAUGCUGGAUCCUUCGCAGCAACGAGAGACUCGUUGAGCAGCCUGGUCCUGCGCAAGGGCGAUGGAGCUCUGACCUACCCGCGGAACACCUACGACGAUCUCGUUUUCCCGGUCCUUGACGGACUGCAAGGAACAGAGGUUUCCUCAAACGUUUCUGUUCAGCUCAGUGUUCCGGCUGCCAAAUUGGCCCCUACCUGCGUCCAGUUACCCGCCAGCACCUACAACAUCACAUUCCGGAACUACACCGAAGAGGACAAGUUCUUUGAGGUCCUUAUGGUCGAGUCACAUCCUUGA